AUGAUGGAUCCCCCGUCAAAACCGCAGUCGAGCCUCUUUCAGGUCUACUUGCGUCUCAGACCUACACCAGCUAGUCCUACCAAUGCAGAGCGAUUCUUGCUGGUGGAGGAAGUCGAGGAGGGUAGCGCGCCCACAUACGUCACGUUGAAUCCACCGAAUGACCGAAGACGCGCCAUCGAGAAGUUUGCCUUCACCGAGGUGUUUGAGGAGGAUGCAACCCAGCUGGAUCUAUUUCAAGGCACGCGCGUACUGCCUCUGGUCGAGGGCGUACUUGCACCUCACGGUGGCGAUGGUACAGAUGGUCUCCUAGCUACGCUUGGAGUCACGGGCUCUGGAAAG
Molecule: messenger RNA, 339 nt
Organism: Pseudomassariella vexata
Lineage: Eukaryota; Fungi; Ascomycota; Sordariomycetes; Amphisphaeriales; Pseudomassariaceae
Exons: 1
Biological process (GO): microtubule-based movement
Molecular function (GO): microtubule motor activity; ATP binding; microtubule binding
Source: RefSeq, a predicted model, not a curated record